AUGAAGCUCACGAACCCGGGCACCGUCCCGGUUUAUACCAUCUCUGGCGCAUCGACUGCCAGGCCCCUUCCCGAUUGGCUGGCGCGCAGGAGAAAGCGAUCGCUGAAGAAUGAUCUCGAGUACCAGAAUCGUGUUGAGCUUCUGCAGGACUUCGAAUUCGAAGAGGCAAGCAACUGCAUUGCAGUCAGUGAGGACGGCGAGUGGUCGGUCAGCGCAGGAACAUACAAGCCUCAGAUUCACGUUCACACUCUUUCGCAACUUUGUCUGUCUUUUGCACGCCACACCGAGUCUUUGACUGAGAAGCUCGCCAUUCUUUCAUCCGAUUACUCCAAGACCCUCCUCCUACAAACCGACCGACGACUCGAACUACACACACCGAUGGGACUCCACUACGGCAUCCGCAUUCCCCGAUAUGGCAGAGACUUGGUCUACGACAGGCAAUCAGCCGAGGUCUACGUUCCUUCCGUAGGUGUCGACUCAGAAGGGUUCGGCGAAGUGUUCCGUCUCAACCUUGAGGUUGGAAGGUUCAUGAAGUCGUUCCAGGUUGAUGUCGGUGGGGACGAGCCCGGCGCCGGCUUGCAAGGAAGCAUCGGCGCCGGUAGUGUGAACACGGCGGCCAUCGCCGAGAGAUCACACGGACUGGCUGCGUUUGGCACAUCGAUCGGCACUGUCGAGUUCUGGGAUCCGAGGUCAAAGUCGCGUGUCGCCCUUCUGUCCAGCCAAGAAGGUGGCAUUACAGCACUCGACUUCAACAGCUCUGGGUUGUCGCUAGCCACGGGUUCCGCGAACGGCAUGGUGCAGCUAUUCGAUAUGCGCCGACCUAUUCCCCUCCUUUCCAAGGAUCAAGGCUACGGCUUCCCGAUCAAGAAGCUAAUUCACAUGACGACUGCGUCCCAAGAAAAGAAGGUCAUGUCGGCGGACAAGAGAAUUAUCAAGAUUUGGGACGAGCUAGAUGGCGAGCCCUUCACUUCCGUUGAGCCCAUCGUGGAUCUCAACGACGUAGCCUGGUGCAAAGACACCGGUAUGCUUCUCACCGCCAAUGAAGGGCAACAGCAACACUCGUUCUUCAUCCCCAGUCUCGGACCUGCCCCUAAGUGGUGCUCCUUCCUCGAUAACAUGGUUGAGGAGAUGGCUGAAGAAGUCCCCACGGAAACCUACGAUAACUACAAGUUCCUUACUCUCGCCGAGCUCAAGUCCCUCAGCUUGGCUCAUCUCAUCGGCAAGACCAAUCUACUCCGCCCUUACAUGCACGGUUACUUUGUCGCCUCGAAAUUAUAUGACCAGGCUCGCCUCAUCGCAAACCCAUACAUCUGGGAGGAGGAGAAAACGAAGCGCAUCAAGGAGAAGGUGGAGAAGGAGCGCGAGAGCCGCAUUCGCGGCAAGAAGAAAGUCAAGGUCAACCAGAAGCUCGCCGACAAGCUUCUUCAGCGCCAGGAGAACAGAGAGAAGGUGGAUGUCGAGGCCGGCAUGCUGGGCGACGACCGUUUUGCCAAGAUCUUCGAGGACGAGGCGUUCAAGGUCGACGAGACGAGUCGCGAAUACCACCAGCUCAACCCAAGCAGCACACCAUAUGCGCUGUCUGGAGCGCCUGCCAGGAAUUCUCAGGGCAAGGAGGACGAUUCCAACGAGCCUUCCCGGCAGCCGAAGCAAACUCCUGCGGAUAUCGUCAUGAGGGUUUCUUCGUCGUCCAGGGGCAAUGGCCCGAAGGACACAGCAUUGGGCUCCCGCGCACAAAAGUCGGGCAGGGUGUCCAAGGUCCGAGGGGAUGUUGUGGGCGAGCGACAGGUCAGCUUUGUGCCGGCACCAAGACACAAGAAGAAGCCCCAGCAGUUCGAUUCGGAGCCGAGGGAGAAGAAGUCUGGUCCAAGAAGGAGCGCGAGCUCCAAUACUUUCAGGAAACUCUAA
Verticillium alfalfae VaMs.102 is the source of this 1905-nucleotide messenger RNA. Its product is annotated as WD repeat-containing protein. Gene Ontology annotation, molecular function: protein binding. Gene Ontology annotation, cellular component: nucleus; 90S preribosome; nucleolus. The record is from RefSeq and is a predicted model, not a curated record. Gene Ontology annotation, biological process: maturation of SSU-rRNA from tricistronic rRNA transcript (SSU-rRNA, 5.8S rRNA, LSU-rRNA). The coding region runs from base 1 to 1905 and encodes 634 amino acids. Lineage: Eukaryota; Fungi; Ascomycota; Sordariomycetes; Glomerellales; Plectosphaerellaceae. The transcript has 2 exons.